AUGAAGACAACAGCCUUCUUUAGUCUCUGUUACAAGCUGCUGCUAGUUCCAGGGCUAUGGGCACACAGAGAGUUCCCUUGGGAUGAUGCUUCCUUUUACUAUGGGUCCUUUCCCCCUGGCUUUUCAUGGGGUGUUGGAAGUUCUGCUUACCAGACGGAGGGGGCCUGGGACCAAGAUGGGAAAGGUCCAAGCAUCUGGGACACCUUUACUCAUCGGCAAAAGGGUAGGAUUUUCAUGAACCAGACUGCUGACUCAUCUUGUGAAAGCUACUACAAAAUCCAGGAUGAUAUCAAGUUACUGAAAGAGUUGAAUGUUAGCCACUAUCGACUUUCUAUAUCCUGGCCUCGGUUGAUACCCACAGGGGUCAAAGCAGACCAUGUGAACAGCAAGGGGAUCAAGUUCUACAGUGAUUUCAUUAACACUCUUUUGGAAAAUGACAUCACACCUAUUGUGACCCUCUACCACUGGGAUCUCCCACAGAUGCUUCAGGUCAAAUUUGGAGGUUGGCAGAACAUAAGCAUGGUCUCCUACUUCAAUGAUUACGCAAAUCUGUGCUUUGAAAAGUUUGGGGACCAGGUAAAGCAUUGGAUAACUUUCAGCGAUCCUUGGGCAGUUGCAAAGGAAGGCUAUGAGACAGGAAGACAUGCCCCUGGAUUGAAACUCAGAGGUACUGGGGCAUACGUAGCAGCACAUCAUAUUAUUAAGUCCCAUGCAAAGGUCUGGCACUCCUACAACAAAACUUGGCGCAAAACCCAACAAGGGCUGGUGGGGAUUUCAUUAACUUGCAACUGGGGGGAGCCUGUGGACAUCACUAACCCAAAGGACAUUGAGGCUGCUGAAAGAUACAUGCAGUUCUGUCUGGGCUGGUUUGCAAACCCCAUUUAUGCUGGAGACUACCCCCAAGCUAUGAAGAACUACAUUGGUAGAAAAAGUGCAGAACAAGGCCUGGGGAUGUCAAGGUUACCAGUAUUCUCAAUCCAGGAAAAAAACGACAUUAAAGGAACAUUUGACUUCUUGGGACUUGGCCACUUCACAACUCGAUAUAUCACAGAGAAGAAUCAUCCUUCCCGUCAAGGUCCCAGCUUUCAAAAUGAUCGUGAUAUAGCAGAAUUAGUUGACCCAAACUGGCCAGAUUUAGGCUCUAAUUGGCCACAUAUGGUGCCAUGGGGAUUCAGAAGGUUCCUCAACUUUGUUCAGACCCAGUAUGGUAAUCCUCUCAUAUAUGUGACAGAAAAUGGUGUGUCUGAAAAGCUGAAUCAUAUUCAACUCUGUGAUGAGUGGAGAAUACAGUACCUCAAAGAAUACAUUAAUGAAAUGCUAAAAGGUGAGAAUUGGUCAGGAACAUUUUAA
Messenger RNA from Gracilinanus agilis (Agile Gracile Mouse Opossum), 1350 nucleotides. It is a transcript of the gene LCTL, whose product is annotated as lactase like. The transcript has 10 exons. Bases 1 to 1350 code for a protein of 449 amino acids. The record is from RefSeq and is a predicted model, not a curated record. Gene Ontology annotation, biological process: carbohydrate metabolic process. NCBI's taxonomy places the organism in Eukaryota, Metazoa, Chordata, Mammalia, Didelphimorphia, Didelphidae. Gene Ontology annotation, molecular function: beta-glucosidase activity.